Molecule: messenger RNA, 1400 nt
Organism: Thamnophis elegans (Western terrestrial garter snake)
Lineage: Eukaryota; Metazoa; Chordata; Lepidosauria; Squamata; Natricidae
Gene: ANKRD66
Product: ankyrin repeat domain 66
Exons: 3
Coding region: 596-1147 (183 amino acids)
Molecular function (GO): protein binding
Source: RefSeq, a predicted model, not a curated record
GACGCCUGGGAGGAUCAGCGGCUGUUUGGGGAGGCAGAGCUCAUGUCCGGAGCUCAAAUGCCGGAACCAGGUCCCUCCCCCAAACUUUCCCCCGUUUCUGCAAGCAACCCCCGCUUUUUCCAGCAGAAACCAACUGGCCGCGUGAAGGGCAGCUUUGUUCCUUCGCUGCACUUCAAACCAGGGUUUCCUCUCGCUCAAGCAACGCCUGGAAAACAACACCACCCCACUUCACACUAUUCCUGCUGCCGGAGUCGCCCUCCUGCAGGCCGACAUGAAUGGAGGGCUCGCGGGGGCAUCUCGAAGGUUUCCCCGCACUAGGAACCAAUUUCUCUAGAAAACAAGUAGCAACAGGCGGGAGGCCUCUCGUGUCGCCCGGGAGAUUGCUCAGUCCUAAUCGCAGGGAGUUGGGGAGGGACGGCGCUAUCUCUUUGUUUAUGUUGCCCUUAGCAGCACUUGGGGUGUUUGGGGCGGAUGGCGGCAGCAGCAGAAAGGGGUCCGGAAUAAUUUCUUCGCCACAUCUGACACGCCUCUCUUAAGGACAAAAACUGGUCUGUGAAGCUUUAGCUGCGGGUUCGAGAGCUUGGCCAAAGGCAGCAUGACGGAGCUGCACGAAGCGGUGGCUUUGGGUAAAUGCGAUUUAGUGGAAGAAAUCCUCCAGAGGGAGCUCGCGGACCCAAAUUGCAAAGAUGCGGACUGGAGCGACCGGACGCCCCUCCACUGGGCGGCAGCAAACGGCCACUCAAAGAUAGUAAAGCUGCUUGUGGAACAUGGUGCUCGCCUGGCUUUACGAACUGAGGCAGGUUGGACUCCAGUUCAUUUUGCUGCAGAAUCGGGGCAACUGGGUGUGUUGAGAACACUGCACUCCUUGCAUGCACCAAUGGAUGCCCCAGAUCUCUAUGGAGAUGUCCCAAGAAGAAUUGCAGAAAUCUAUGGGCACAAAGCCUGCGUCAAAUUCUUGGAAAUAGCUGAAAUAGAAUACAGGGCAUAUUGCCAGAUGGCAAAAUCAAAGGGAAUUCAACUGGAUGAGAAGGAUGACGCUUGGGAGCUUAAGAAGGAAGAACUUUUGAAAAGCAAACCCUUCUCUCCAAAGAAACAUUUGAAACACAAGAUGCACAGAAAGGAUGGUGUGCCUUCAAGAAAACAAUAAAAAGAAUGGUAUAUUCCAGAUAAGCUAGACAAGAAGGUCUCAGCUACCUUAACUGUAUAGACAUUGCAACUCAUUUCAUUUAUUAUUUUUCUUACUUUGAACUAGUUAGUCACCAUCUCAGUUUAAGAAUUUUUUAAAAACAUAUAUGAAAAAUACUAUUUUUAUAUGCGUUUUGCCUGGUAAACUACUUUUGCACACUUAUACAAUAUAUUCAUAUUUUUAAGAUUUCCUCUAAUAAAGUUUUGUGCUUUAU